AUGGCCACCCAGGGUCCCUCUCCGCUACCCCCUACAACCAUCCUCUCUUCCAAGCCUAUCUCCCAGGCUGCCGCGCACGAUUUCCUAGCCGCCUAUCUCGAUCGCGCCGCCACAGACCCCGCCCUCCAACCUAAUGCCGGGAUCAGCGAACAUGGCCCGACCUCGCGCACCACGGCUGCCGCACCCAACCUCAUUUUGCACAACCUGAAGCGCGUUCAGGCUGGCCUUGCUGGCGAAGUUCUGGGCAGGGAUCUGGCUCUUGCGAAGCUCAGCGCUGGAGAGGAGGGCAAUGCGCAGCAGACAGAGGCCGGAAAUGAGGGGUGGGAGGACCCGAAAAAGCUUCAAGAGGAGGUUGUUGCUGCCGAUGAUGAUGACGAUGUCCGGAUGGAUAUGGAUGCUGUUGAGACAGAGCAGAACGCCGAGACCGCUGCGGGUCUCGAUAAAGAGGAAAGGAAGCGGAAGAAGAAGGAGCGCAGACUUGCAGAGAAGAGAGCGAAGGCCAAGUCGGACGCUUGA
Aspergillus tubingensis is the source of this 516-nucleotide messenger RNA. RefSeq lists its product as uncharacterized. Lineage: Eukaryota; Fungi; Ascomycota; Eurotiomycetes; Eurotiales; Aspergillaceae. The record is from RefSeq and is a predicted model, not a curated record. The transcript has a single exon. The coding region runs from base 1 to 516 and encodes 171 amino acids.